This is a messenger RNA of Equus quagga, 1844 nucleotides long. It is a transcript of the gene NEIL2, whose product is annotated as nei like DNA glycosylase 2. The record is from RefSeq and is a predicted model, not a curated record. Gene Ontology annotation, biological process: base-excision repair. The coding region runs from base 121 to 1122 and encodes 333 amino acids. Gene Ontology annotation, molecular function: DNA N-glycosylase activity; damaged DNA binding; zinc ion binding. Gene Ontology annotation, cellular component: nucleus. The transcript has 5 exons. Lineage: Eukaryota; Metazoa; Chordata; Mammalia; Perissodactyla; Equidae.
ACGCCCCUUGCCUCCCACCCCGACCCGCGGACCGACCUCCGCGGCCGCCGACUCGUCCCCGCCCUCGCCGGCGCUGGGCCUUGCUGGGCCGAGCCGAGGGGCCGCGGGCCCGGAGCCGGGAUGCCAGAAGGGCCAUCUGUGAGGAAGUUUCACCAUUUGGUCUCCCCCUUUGUGGGGCAGCAGGUGGUCAGAACAGGUGGCAGCAGUAAGAAGCUAAACCCUGCCAGCUUUCAGUCCCUGUGGCUCCAGGACACCCAGGUCCACGGAAAGAAAUUAUUCCUUAGAUUUGAUCCAGAUGAAGAAAUCGGAUCCUCUGGCAACAACCCACUCCCAGAGUCUCUACAAAAAGGAGAGAGAAAGGAAGAGGCUGGGGACCAAAAGCAGGCCUUGGGGCCCAACAGCCAGAACACUGACCAGCCCUCCCAGUCCUGGGAGCUUGUUGUCCCCGGUGGAGAGGAUGCUUCGGAGUGUUUGGGGGGAGACGGCCCUGCAGGAGGAGCUGAGAGGUGGCUGCAGGUCCGCUUUGGUUUGUUUGGCAGCAUUUGGGUGAAUGAGUUCUCCAGAGCGAAGAAAGCAAACAAGAGGGGAGACUGGAGGGACCCGGUUCCAAGGUUGGUCCUGCACUUUGGUGGUGGUGGCUUCCUGGCAUUUUAUAAUUGUCAGAUGUCUUGGAGCUCUUCCCCAGUGGUCAGACCCACCUCUGACAUCUUGUCUGAAAAGUUCCAUCGAGGACAAGCCCUGGAAGCUCUGGGCCAGGAGCAGCCUGUCUGCUAUACAUUGUUGGACCAAAGAUACUUCUCAGGCUUAGGGAACAUCAUUAAGAAUGAAGCCUUGUACAGAGCUGGGAUCCAUCCCCUUUCUCUUGGUUCGCUCCUCAGUCCUCCACGACUUGAGGUCCUCCUGGAUCAUGUGGUAGAGUUCAGUGCAGACUGGCUUCAGGGCAAGUUCCAGGGCAAACAGCAGCACACACAGAUCUACCAGAAGGAGCAGUGCCCUGCCGGGCACCAGGUCAUGAAGGAGGCCUUUGGGCCUCCAGGUGGCUUCCAGAGGCUCACCUGGUGGUGCCCACAGUGCCAGCCCAGAUUGCCACCCAGCGAGCCGGAGCAAGUCCAGCUCCCCUAAGACGCUCGGGCACCUUCUUCACAAAACCUCAUCUUUUGGGGACCGUGAUGUCUGAGUGUCCAGAAAGGGGCAUGGGCAGGGCUUGGGACCGGGUACAGGAAUUAGAGGGCACGGUGGGGCAGGGCAUUGUCAGUACUGUUAUCUGGAGUUAUGUCUAAGACAGUUUCCGCAGGACUAGAUGUUUUUCUUUUUUAGUUUGGUUAAUUUUUCCUGUCUAAUUCUACCAUUGUGGAAGAUGAGAAAAAUCAUCAUGAAAAACCUCCCAGGACAGUGGGGCAAUGAAACUGAAAGCCGGUGGAAAACAGCUGUGCCCCAACAUUGCUGUGCAGGUGUUUGGUUUUGUUUUGGAAACAUUGGUUGUUUAAGGCCGUCCAUUUAAGAAACAUUUCUUCAUUGCCCUAGAGGGAUCCAGGGGUAAGGAUGCAGUAGCAUGAGAGCAGUGCUUGGAUUCAGCCUGCUGCCUGGUCUCUUCCCAUGGGAUGGAGACACCAGGAGAAGGGAUGGAGGGAAGAGGGCGACCGGAGAGCUGGCCACUUUCCUGGUGUGCCCAGUGGGCUUUAGAAAAAAGCUACUUGUUUUCUCUUCAAGGGGAUAUAUUUGUGACUGAUAAUUUAAACAAUGUUGGAAUCAAGCAAGGGUUGUAGAGAUACACUGUCAGGCUAUUAGCAACAACUGGAAGAAACCAGGACAGUGACAUAAAAAUAAAGCCCUCUGUUAUUUUC